Myxocyprinus asiaticus (Chinese sucker) is the source of this 3057-nucleotide messenger RNA. Its product is annotated as cationic amino acid transporter 3-like. Gene Ontology annotation, cellular component: plasma membrane. The transcript has 12 exons. Gene Ontology annotation, biological process: transmembrane transport; amino acid transport. Bases 222 to 2156 code for a protein of 644 amino acids. Gene Ontology annotation, molecular function: amino acid transmembrane transporter activity. The record is from RefSeq and is a predicted model, not a curated record. NCBI's taxonomy places the organism in Eukaryota, Metazoa, Chordata, Actinopteri, Cypriniformes, Catostomidae.
GUUUGUUUACAUUACGUCGCAGCCCCUGCACCCUUGGGUUUAUCACUUGCACAUAGUCGCUGAGAGACAAGGUUACACAACAAUCUGAGGAUAACAACGCAUUUCCAGAAACACAUCGAGGCUAAAGAGGCAUUUGAGCAGGGGAGUGUUACUAGAAACUAUCACAACCAAGAACCUCUUCAGAUCUGUUACCUCUUCAGUACCACAUUCUACAUUUAACCAUGGUAGACAAAAUGGCGUCUUUCGGACAUGCGCUGCUGCGCCGUCGUAUUCUGGACUGCUCUGGGGAGGAAACUCGUUUUGCUCGCUGCCUUUCCACUCUAGAUCUAGUGGCACUCGGUGUGGGCUCUACACUUGGAGCUGGAGUGUAUGUUCUAGCUGGGGAGGUUGCAAGAGAGAAAGCCGGUCCUGCUAUCGUCUUAUGCUUCCUCGUGGCCGCACUCUCCUCCAUGCUGGCUGGACUGUGCUAUGCAGAGUUUGGAGCACGAGUGCCUAAAACAGGGUCAGCAUACCUGUACAGCUAUGUAACAGUGGGAGAGAUCUGGGCCUUCAUAACUGGUUGGAACCUCAUUCUCUCGUAUGUGAUAGGUACAGCUAGUGUGGCACGAGCUUGGAGCUCCACUUUCGAUAAUUUGAUUGAGCAGAAGAUCUCAAGCUUUUUUAAGGCGUCCAUGGCCAUGAAGGUUCCUGGGAAGGUUCUUGCGGAAUAUCCAGACCUAUUUGCCCUCAUUCUCAUCCUUCUACUGACUGGACUACUUGCUUUUGGUGCAAGUGAGUCUGCUUUGGUCAACAAGAUCUUCACUGGGAUAAACCUGGUAGUUUUGGGCUUUGUCAUCAUCUCUGGCUUUGUUAAGGGCAACACAGCGAACUGGAAUCUCACAUAUCAGGACUUCGUCAAUGAUACCAAUAUCACCGAACCAGAACAGGUAGAAAGCACAUUUGGAAGUGGCGGUUUUGCUCCGUUUGGCUUCGGAGGAAUCUUGUCUGGUGCUGCCACCUGUUUCUAUGCCUUUGUGGGCUUUGAUUGCAUUGCUACAACAAGUGAGGAAGCCAAAAACCCAAUGCGUUCCAUCCCUGUGGGCAUCGUGGCAUCUCUGCUCAUUUGCUUCUUUGCUUACUUUGGAGUGUCAGCCGCUCUUACACUCAUGAUGCCCUACUACAAACUCAACACCCAGAGUCCGUUGCCUGAGGCCUUCAGUUACGUGGGCUGGGCACCGGCACGCUAUAUUGUAGCAGUGGGUUCACUCUGCGCCCUCUCUACAAGUUUGUUGGGCUCCAUGUUCCCCAUGCCUCGAGUGAUUUAUGCUAUGGCAGAGGACGGGCUGCUCUUCCGUUCCCUUUCCAGGAUGAACAAGAGAACCAAAACUCCGUUGCUGGCGACUGUUGUGUCUGGAAUAGUGGCAGCUCUCAUGGCAUUUCUCUUUGAUUUGGCUGCAUUGGUUGACCUCAUGUCCAUAGGGACAUUGCUGGCUUACUCUCUGGUGGCUGUGUGUGUUCUCAUCCUCAGGUAUCAGCCAGGCAACCUGAGUUCUUCCAGUCAGACUGAGAAACUGGUAGAACUAGUUGGUGGGGAGAAAGUGGCGGUAUGUGGAGACAGCGGAGAUGAAUACGGCAUAGAUCUGGAUGACACUCCUCGCAAAGAGAAGUUCUCCCUGAAACUCCUCCUGGUUCCCUCUAAGGACUUGCCGACUGAAACCUCUGGGACUAUUGUCUAUGCUACAACCGCUGUCAUCUCUGGGCUGAUAACCAUGCUGUGCGUGGUCUUGGCUGUGCGUCUGGAGGCCAUGAUGAAUGGCGAGAUCGUGUGGGUGACGGUGUGUGUCAUUCUGGCCGUGCUGUGCUUCCUGUGUGUCAUUGUAAUCUUUAGACAGCCUGAGAGCAAGGAAGCUCUCACCUUCAAGGUGCCUCUGUUGCCUUGGCUUCCUCUCUUCAGCGUCUUUGUCAACAUCUAUCUCAUGAUGCAGCUGGACAUGGCCACCUGGUGUCGUUUCACUGUGUGGAUGGGCAUCGGUUUUGCAAUCUACUUCGGCUAUGGUAUCUGGCACAGCACCGAGGCCAUGAACAGCUCCAAGCGAAAAUAUGAGCCCCCCCUUCAGAGCAAAAGCCCCAUCUAUCUAGGUGGGGAGGAGGGUGAGGUGGAGGGGAUUUCUCCCUGAUCGCAAGACAAGUCAGACGGGCAAGCCGUGUUAGGUGUCCUGCACUACAUAUUUCCGUUGAAGUCUGCAGAUUUAAUGUGAAAGUCAUUCUUGCUUAUUUAUUGUAGAGACUGUCCCCUAACAUCUCAAUUCUCAAAAUAAUAGCAAAUGUUCUUCUUAGAAGAACCUUAAAGAGUGUUGCAGAGUUGAGACUUUCUGUAGCAUCCGUUAGAGGUUGUUACGCUGCCUUAGCCCCCAGUACUGUAGAUAGAUGUCCCUGGGGCAGCUGCUGUAAUCUCAAGUACUGUAAUGGCCAUAUUGUCUGGUAGACAAUGAGCUGACUGUAAACAGGGUAUUUGCGAGCCUGAAAACAUUGAAUUUUUUUUCAGGAUCUAGCUCAAAAUACAUUGGAUGUGCACUAAAGCCUUUGCCUGCUGCAAAUUCCAAAAUGGUCUCCUUCCACCCGUGUGGUUUCCUGGCAUUCGGUUGUGACGUAUGACUAUAGGGACCUCUAGUGUUCUAAGUGCAGAAUGCAAGUGCAUUUAAAACAAUGUUCAAAGGCAAUACAGGAAGACAGUAUUUGUGGUCUUUGGUUACUGUUAAGACAAAACAAAAUUGAAGAUUCAAAUGACUGAAAAAUUUGAAGUGUUUUUAGAUUAAAAUGAGGCUUCUGAAGUUCUGAAAAGUGCUGUUUUCACCCUGUGUAAAUGAGUUCUCCUCAGAGUAUACAGAUAGAAGAACUAUAUUUUGGGAUAAUGAUAUUGGGCAUUAUGGUAUAAAAAUAAAUUAAAGCGCAUGUGUGAGUUUUGAAUGGAUUAUGAGAGAAUGCGCCAGAGAAUGUGUUCCCUUUACUCCAUUUUACAAAAUACUGUUUUUUUUUUUCUUUGUUUUUUUUUUUUUAACUACAGUAACUUCUUAUAUA